AAAAAACAAAAACAAAAAAAAGUAAUACUCGAUUUACAUCAGGUUUUUCUUCUCUCUCUUCUCGAGUCUGCAGCGGUGACGGAGAGGAAGCGAAGCUGGUCUCUGCCUCUGAGAGUUGUUCGAGGGUGCGAUUAAUUGGAGUUAUGGGGAAGCCUAGUUCACGGCAAGACUUGUCGACCAAAGCCGACCGCAAAUUCGAAAAGAAGCUCGAUUUCUAUGCCAAGGUUAGAGAUACAGUUUCUACCUUGACUACCCAGAAGACUAUUGUUAAGAAGAAGAAACCCCGUAGCCGACAGAAGAAACUAAAAGCAUAUGAUCUCUCUGCCCUAACAGAGUUCCUGCCAGAGUUGAAGGGUGAAGAAAAACCAACUCCAUCAAAUUUCAAGCGAAAUUGUAAAUCUGUGCGAAAGCUAAUAUUGAAGGAAGGAAAGCAGUUGACUACAGUUCUUAAUCAUCCUGCCUUCCAGUCGGAUGCCUUAGCUGCCAUUCAUCAACACUUAGAGAGAACACAGCCAGUGAGAGAGGAGGAAAAACCGGAGAAAAGGAAAAACAAAUGUGGAAGCAAGAAGAGGAAAGGUGGAAGCAAGAAGAAAGGACUGAAAUCUGAAGGUUCAUCUGCACCCGAAUCUAUGGAUAUGUGAGUCAAUAGAUAUGUUGAUUCUUGUUUGUCUACCCUGAUGACACAAUUUUGUUCACUCCGUGUCCUGAAUGUUUUAAUGCAAAAAUUUUGAAUGUUCAACUUUUGUUGGUCUCAUUAGUAGAACUUCUCACCGGUCAUGUUCAGUCCCUUCUCAUGCGAUUCGUUUGGUCUGCCUCUGUUAAACUUGCGGUUUACUGACUUGAAGUAAUGGAAAGUGAAAAAAAAAAAAAAAAAAACACGAGGGCGAAAUGAAUCCUUUGGUGUUAUAAGAGG
Messenger RNA from Fragaria vesca subsp. vesca, 913 nucleotides. RefSeq lists its product as uncharacterized. Gene Ontology annotation, biological process: maturation of SSU-rRNA from tricistronic rRNA transcript (SSU-rRNA, 5.8S rRNA, LSU-rRNA). Bases 144 to 641 code for a protein of 165 amino acids. NCBI's taxonomy places the organism in Eukaryota, Viridiplantae, Streptophyta, Magnoliopsida, Rosales, Rosaceae. The transcript is spliced from 4 exons. The record is from RefSeq and is a predicted model, not a curated record. Gene Ontology annotation, cellular component: nucleolus; preribosome, small subunit precursor; 90S preribosome.